AAUAAAAAAACCUAACCGACUUGCAUCAAUCCUUUUGAACCUUGGAUUAGAUUGAAGGGUGGAAUUGUUCCGCAGCUAAAACAAAGAAGAAACAAAAAUUGAGUGGCGAUAGAAAGCAUAAAUUGAAUUUGGGGAAACUUCAAUAAAUCAAUAAAUCGAGAAAAAAAUGUCGGUUCGUUUGAUGAAGAAAAUCUUGAAAGAAGAAGAACCAGCUGAGCCUCAACAACUCAUCAAUAGCGAAGAUGAAUCUGAAUCUCCUCCUCCUCAUUCCGCCACUUUUCAUAACCCCUUCGAUCUCCUUGACGAAGAAGAUGAUGAUGGUGUUGACCAGGAAAACCAGGCAGAUAUCAAUGAUGGAUCCUCAAUCGAGAACAGCAAUGAGAAGCAAUCGUCCACGACAAAAACCACUCCUGAAGCUUUUGUGUUGUCAGAUAGCAAAUUUAAGAAAAAGAAAAAGAAGAAAAACAAGAAGUCACAACCAGGAGCUAAGGAUAAUGAGAACUCUUGGAAUGAGUCAUUCGAACAAUUAUCAAUUAAAGAUGACUCUUCUCAUCUGGAGCAUGUUGCUCCUGAUACUGGAAAAUAUGAUCUGACAAGUUUAAAUGGCAGAGGAAAAGUGGUCAAGCAGUGUACAUCUUCUGUCUUACAAUUGGACCCGAAAUUUCUUAAUGCAGAAAAUGAACUUCGAAGGAUAUUUGGUUCUAAAGUGGUGAAAUCAUUCGAAAAGGGUCAUCAAACUGGAAGUUCUAGACAGUCAAGAGGUGGAAGGCGUGGGAGCCAGAACCAUCGAAAGACUAUUCUUGUUUGUCCUUUAGAACAUUGGCCAAGGUGGGAUGGAUCACUGUCGAUGGAACUUGUGGAAACCAGAGAUGGGAUAUCCGAUUUUAGGUAUGUACAUACAUCAUCCUAUAGCCAAGCCCAGAAAGCAUUUGAAAGUGCUAAGGCAGUUCAUGAUUUUAAUGGUAUCGUGAAUAUUCUGUUGCAUCAUCCGUAUCAUGUUGAUUCACUUAUUACAUUAGCUGAAUAUUACAAAUUCAGUGGUGAACAGCAAAUGUCGGCUGAUUGUACUGCUAGAUGUCUCUAUGCAUUGGAAUGUGCUUGGCAUCCAAUGUUCACUCCUUUGAUGGGCAACUGUCAACUUAAGUUUAGUUGUGAAAUCAACAAACCGUUGUUCUCUGUGCUUUUCUCCCACAUGAAAAACAUGGAUAGACGUGGCUGCCAUCGGUCUGCCCUUGAGAUCUGCAAAUUGUUGCUUCUACUAGAUUCAGACGAUCCAAUGGGUGUCUUGUUCUGCAUUGACUACUAUUCUUUACGAGCAGAGGAAUAUACAUGGCUGGAACAGUUCUCUGAGCAAUAUAAGAGUGAUAAUUCUUUGUGGUUAUUUCCAAAUUUCUCCUAUUCUCUUGCUGUGUGCCGAUUCUAUGUUGAAAAUGAGGAACAUGCUAAAGAGAUAAAGGCUGAAGAUUUAAAAGCUUCUUCAGCAGAUCUUAUGAAGCAGGCAUUGAUGCUACAUCCUUCAAUCUUGAAAAAGUUGGUGUCGAAGGUACCUUUAAAGGAUAAAGCCUGGACUAGCAUAAUCAAGCACAAUUUCUUUAGCUCUGAUCAAACAGGGACACCCUCCUUAGAUCACUUGAUCAAUAUAUAUGUCGAAAGAAGCUAUAUUAUAUGGAGGCUUCCUGACCUCCAGAAGUUUCUUAGGGAUGCUGCACUCUCGGUGAUUGAGACACUGCAGAAUGAUGGGAAUGAUGCUAGAGACUGGACGUGUGUGAGAAAAGAAGCGUUUUCAUCUGAGAAAAAUGAGUAUUCUCACUUGCUGGUAUCAGAUUUCUCUGAUUCAGUUCCGACUUUGCCUCCUGAUAACUUACAGAAUUUCAUGGUUGACCCAAGGGGAGAGGUGCCAAAUGAUGCACAGCCUGCAAACCACCAUGUCCAAGAUCUUUCAGAUCGAAACGCAAUUGCUGUCUUGCUCGAGUCUAUGUUACCGUGGAUUAACUACGGUUCAGGCCAUGACCGCCCUGAUCAUGAUGAGCAAGCGAAUGAAGGAUAGUUUUCUUUUAGUGAGGUAUUAAUUUCAUCCAAAUUGGUAUCUGGCAUUGCUUCAUAAUCAGUCAUCUUUUAUAUCCAACUUAUGUAAUGAUACUCUUCCCGUUGUUACCGUCCAAAAAGUAAUUCAGGGGCAAGUUGUGUAUAUAGUUGAAUUUCCCUU
Messenger RNA from Solanum dulcamara, 2206 nucleotides. RefSeq lists its product as uncharacterized. The transcript has 4 exons. Lineage: Eukaryota; Viridiplantae; Streptophyta; Magnoliopsida; Solanales; Solanaceae. Bases 167 to 2047 code for a protein of 626 amino acids. Gene Ontology annotation, cellular component: RQC complex. The record is from RefSeq and is a predicted model, not a curated record.